Messenger RNA from Cordyceps militaris CM01, 4047 nucleotides. RefSeq names its product ATP-binding cassette transporter, putative. Gene Ontology annotation, molecular function: ATP hydrolysis activity; ATP binding; ABC-type transporter activity. The transcript has 12 exons. Gene Ontology annotation, biological process: transmembrane transport. The record is from RefSeq and is a predicted model, not a curated record. NCBI's taxonomy places the organism in Eukaryota, Fungi, Ascomycota, Sordariomycetes, Hypocreales, Cordycipitaceae. Gene Ontology annotation, cellular component: membrane. The coding region runs from base 1 to 4047 and encodes 1348 amino acids.
AUGGUUUUCUCUCAACCCAUUCAAAGCAACAACCCGCAGGUACUGCUCUCUGGCCUGGUCGAAACCAUUCUACACUUCAACGGUGCCAUCAUCCCCAUCAUCAACUCUCUCCUGCUGCUCGGCAUCAUCCCGGCGUCCUUGAUCUACUACCUCCAGCAGCCAGUCUGCGGUUGCCGCCGCCCAUUCUCCAAGGCCAAACUUUCUGCAUCCGCCAUUCUUGCGGCCAUUGAGCUGGUUGCGCUCGCGUCCCCUGCGAUUCGUGCGGUUCCGUGCGACAACGAGAUUCCUGUCAGUGCUUUCCUGAGCUUGGCGGCUGCCAGUGUCGUCCUGGCCAUUCACUACGCCGAGCAUGCAUGCGGCGUCAAUACACCAGCAUUCUUCCGCAGCUACAUUCUCACGGGAUCUGUGCUGGACGGGGUCAAGGGCCUGUACUUUGCUCGCCACCAGCUAUGCACUGCUAGUGGUGCCUUGGCCAGCGCAGCCGGCGUCACGCGCCUCCUUCUAUUCGCUCUCAACAAGACACAAGCUCCGAGCAGCGGAUGUGGUCACGACCAUGCCAUGAGCCACCUAGGCUCCCAUGAUUGGGGCUACUCCAAGUCUGCAUUACUCGAUCCCUUCCUCAAUUCUCUCGCGCAGACCUGUCUCCGGACAUGGAACACCUCCGUCACGGCCUCUGUCACGUUGCGCUUCGCGGCUUCUGUCUUGUCUCUUGCCCAACCGUUCGUGCUGUACUGGAUGCUUGUUACUCUCGGCUGGAGCGACGAAACCAGUCUUUGGACCAAGUCCACGCUUCUCGUCAGCUUCAGCGUCGUCGUUUGGGGAAAGGCGGCACUAGGUUCUGCGGCGACGCGUGCCGUCUAUGGUUUGGCCCUGACACUCGUAUUCGUCUUCAUCGAUGGAUGCCUUGCCGUGUACUGUCUGUCCUGGCUCGUGGGCUGGUCUUCGGGAGUCUUGGCCCUUUUGGUCUUGAUCGCUGCGAGCGCCGUUGUCUUCUUUGGUUACCACAUCGUGCCGUCUUUGGGCGUUUGGAGACGUGAUCUCGAUACGCGCGUUGGGAAGACGUCAAGCAUACUGGGCCGACUGACCGCCAUCAAAAUGAUUGGACUCGCCCCUUUAAUCUCCGAAUUCAUUGAAAGCCUCCACUCUACUGAGCUGGAAAGUUACGGGGUGUUUCGAACGGUGCAAUCUGUCUCUCAAUUGGCCGUGUCAUUUUCUAGUCUGACGGCGCCGGCCGCUGUCAUACUAACCGCAUCGCUCUGCAACACGUUUACCGGCGGACUCUCUCCGGCUGUAGUUUUUGCCACUUGGAAUCUCGUUUCGAUGCAGGGUCGCCUCGUGGCUUCUCUUUCUAAGGCAUAUUUAGAUACGAUUGUGAUGCUGCAGUCGUUUAAUCGCAUUCAGGAGUUCCUCUCCCUUGACGAAAGAAGCGACAACAGGGUGUUGGAGUCACCGAGCAUGUCCAACACGGUGCGAGCGCCUGCUUUCUCAAGGCAGAGACCAGCACCCACCAUUGCAGAAGCGGCAGCACCAUGUAUUGAGUUUCAAAAUGUGACGAUUACGCCAGCUGGUUCGCAGUCGCCUCUAUAUCACGACGUCAGCUUUUGUAUCCAAAGGGGCAAGAUGACAGCGUUGGUCGGGCAACGGGGGUCCGGAAAGUCAGUCAUGCUAGAGGCUAUGCUCGGCGAGGCCAAGCUCAGUGACGGAACCGUGUACGUGGCUGCCAAUGUCAUGGCGUUUAGCAGCCAAACCGUUUGGCUCAAGAACGCUUCCAUCCGCGACAACGUGAUUGGGCCGCUCCCGUUUGAUACGCGACGUUUCAAACGAGUGAUAAAGGCCUGUUUGCUACAAGACGACUUGAAAACGCUCCCCGGUUCGGAUGGCUACAUCGUCGGCCUCGCCGGCGCGCAUUUGAGCGGCGGUCAGCGCCAUCGGGUCGCCCUCGCGCGGGCGCUCUAUGCGGAGCCGACAGUCUUGCUGCUUGACGACUUGUUUAGUUUCCUGGAUCGCAGAACGGCCGUGUCGAUCCUCUAUCGGCUGCUUGGACACGACGGUCUUCUUCGAGUAGCGGGAUGCACCGUUGUGUUUGCCACAUCACUCGUCGAGAGCUUUGACGUUGCUGAUCAGUUUCUGGUGCUGAAUGUCGCAGACAAUACGGUGGCGCUCGAGUCCAACAGAGGCCAGGCACACAUUGCCAACCUACUACGUACACAGCAUGUCAGCGCUCCGGAAGCGCUCGAGGAAAAGCAACAAGAAGCCCUUCGCCGGACUUUUGAUGCGCGCAACCUCCCUGGCCUCGAUUUUGACCGAGAUCUCGUUCCCCACACGCUUAGAGAGCCUAGAGCCUUUCGGUUACUCUUCAGCUCCGUCGGGAAAAGGAAGCUGCUCUUUUGGUGCGGUCUCGUUCAGCUUAUUUGUAUCCUCGAAGUCUUCUCUAAAACCAACCUGCGACGAUGGAUCGAAAACGAAACCGAUGUGAAGGGGCUAUUUACUGGCCAUGUUUGCCCGAUCCUGCUCUCAUGCUCGAUCGGUCUAUUCUUAUUUUGGGCAACACAAAUCAGAGAUGCCUCCAGCGCUGCUAUAUUUCUUCACCAACGACUUUUACAUUCAGUUAUGCGGUCAACGGCAGGCUUCAUGGACGAUGCCGGCAGUAGCAGGAUUGCCAGCAGAUUCAACCAGUCUAUUAGCUAUUUUACGGCUUCGCUACCCACGAGCUUGCUGCAACUCCCCUACUACGGGACGGUACUGGUUUUACAUUGCGUCGUCAUUCUAAAAGGUCCCAAGUACAUGGUUUCUGUGCUGCUAGCCACUACCGUCUACGUCAUGCGCGCCUAUGUCAAGACCUCUUGCGAACUAAGACAUGUCAAAGCCAAAGAGACGGCCCGCCUGCAUACCUUUUUCCAAGAAACUGCGGCUGGACUCGUGCACUCUCGGGCGCUUCGGUGGCAACCUCAUCAUCUGGAGCACGGCUUCAAGCUCAUUGAUAACCAUCAAAAAGCCUCCUUGUACUUGCUGUAUACUGAUGAAUGGCUUCAAGGCAUGUCGUCGGUCAUUGCUUGCGUUGUAGCCACGGCCGUUGCUGCAUUUGCUCUGUUUGGACAAGGUGGAGGCACAACGGCGGUGGUUGGUCUGUCGCUGCACCAAGCGACCUUCCUGAGCGACUUUAUUUACAAAAUGGUGCAGUCUUGGGCCGCAUUUGACGAUACAUGGGCGGUCAUCUCGGACCUCUUUCUGUUCUUGAGGGACAUGCCCCAGGAACACGAGGCCCCCAAGCUUCAACUGUCUGAAGACUGGCCAACAAAGGGAAAAGUAGAGUUCAAAAACGUCACUGCUCGUCACGGGCCUGGUAAAAACGACGUUCUUAGUAAUAUCUCACUUACUAUUGAACCGGGGCAAAAGGUGUGCCUGUUCGGUCGGACUGGAAGUGGGAAAUCGUCCUUGCUCCUUGCCCUCCUCGGCUUUUUGGAGUACGAGGGCACAAUAUCAAUUGACGGGAUUGACAUCUCGUCCAUCCCUCGCGAUUUGCUUCGGUCGCGUGUAGUGGCUCUUUCCCAGGAAACUGUCCUGCUCGAGGGAUCCCUUCGUUCCAACCUACUCUGCUACGAAAAGCUGGCGCCGCCCGAGGAUGGAGAGGAAGCAGAACGGGGGGACUUGAGGACCGAGUUUGAUUCAGAACUGAGGAGCCUGCUUUCAGAGGUCGGCGUCUGGGGAGAGAUUGCUGCCCAGGGUGGCAUGGACGUUGCGUUGGCGGACGCUGGCUUCAGCACGGCCACGCUUCAGAUGGUUUGCUUCGCUCGCGCCGUGACCCGCUAUCAUCGUUCGACCGGGAAGCUUGUCCUAAUUGAUGAAGCGACGAAUGGCAUAGACAAGGAACGCGAUGCCGCGGUUCAGCAUGCCGUCUGGGAGCUUUUCGAAGGCUGCACUAUUUUGCAAGUCGCACACAUGGAGGAAAGCACGCACGAUGCUGAGCUCAGCGUCGAAAUCUCCAAAGGCAGAAUCGUCCACACACGGGCAGGCGACAGGACGUCGAAUAUGACGCACUUUCAAUAG